AUGCUAUCGCGACUCUGUUUGGUCUGUGGCGGCAAAAGGGGCAAGGCGGCUGCCAUGGCCGUGGUGUGCGAUCGCCAUGGGUACGGCAAAAUGACGGAGUGGUGCCAUGCAAGCCUGUCCAGACGAUGCCUCCUAGCAGGGUCAUUCAUUUCAGUACCCUUCACCCAAGCAUCUGUAUCAUACGCUAGCGAACUACAAGGUUAUUUGAGCAGGGUCUUUCCGCCCGCACCGGAGCCAAUCUUAUUUCCGCGCAAAGCCCUUAACCAGCCAUUCGCGGUCUUGCUCAUGAGAUCUGCAUACGAGACCGUAGAUGAUUUGGACUUUAUUCCAAUGAACGAGUUCCAAAAGGCUUUCUGGAAGCUUCGGGCCAGCGAGCAGGAGGCUUACAACCUGCAGUAUUCUCCCUUAAAGCCCCGCAUCGGUGAUGUGACGGACUCGCUGUACUUCGAUUUCAUCUCUUACUCGCAGUUCUCCACCAUUUCACGUGAGAUGCCGCAAGGGCAGCAGGUCUUUAAGGAGUACUGCGAGGACUGCCCUGACCUGUACCGCAUUGUACGACGGGAUCUCUCUCUGGCGGACAACUCCCAACUGCCGACGGCGUUUUUAAUUCGUACUGGUGACCGUAUUUACGCAGGCCUCAAGGACGGCUUCCGGGGCUUCCAGUUCGGUGCGCCGCCUCCGCUAGCACCAGGCGCCUCCCUGGAGUCAAUAACGACUGCCGUACAGAAGCUGCUGGAUAUCAUGGUCGACAACGGCUACGCACUCAAGGCUAUGGUGUACGACGUUAAUGACGCGGAGCAGUCGUUCAAGGUUAAAAUCACGGGUCCUGCCAACCUUUGGGGCCUCACCUCCCUCGCCUACCGGCGUGCCGCCGUACUGAACGUGUACGACUGUAUGGCAAUCCAGGGCCUUCUCCGGGCAAGCGGCCUGUCAGCCGACUUUGAUCUAAGUACCAGCAGCUCCGGGAUCGAGGAGCGAUGGGUUCUGUCGCAGCGCCCGGAAGGGGGGAAACCCUAG
Molecule: messenger RNA, 1017 nt
Organism: Volvox carteri f. nagariensis
Lineage: Eukaryota; Viridiplantae; Chlorophyta; Chlorophyceae; Chlamydomonadales; Volvocaceae
Exons: 9
Coding region: 1-1017 (338 amino acids)
Source: RefSeq, a predicted model, not a curated record